Messenger RNA from [Candida] anglica, 2031 nucleotides. Lineage: Eukaryota; Fungi; Ascomycota; Pichiomycetes; Serinales; Debaryomycetaceae. The record is from the annotation of a GenBank genome assembly.
AUGAAGUACGUUGAUCCGGGCCAAUAUCUCCUUUCACCUAUCCCUUCCAAUGAGGAGCAGCAACAACAACAGCAGGAACAGUCUGCGAGGCUUGGCUUUGGGAAGGUUUUAGCUGCUCUUCGGAAGUCCUCGGGGGAUGGCAUACCGCUGCAAAGACCCAUUCCAAGCAGGAAUUCUUCAUUCCAACGUAGAAAGUCCUCCCAUAUUGACGGAACUUUAACUCCUGAUCUAGCAUCCACCACGGAUGGAGCUCCCGUGGACGUUGAUAAGGAAGAAGAGAAAUUUUCUCUCCUUCUUUCCCUCCCCUUGGAAAUCCUUCAUCGUAUCAUUGAACUUGUCUACUACGACAACAACACUUCAUCUAUAUCCCUGAAUCUUGAGAACUUCUCAAAGACAAUGCCUCUUUUAUCCAGAACCAUGAAUGCAUUAUCCCUCCGUUUCCUAUACAAGUAUGCCAUUUUCAACCGUCCACAUGCAUUUGAUAAAUUUAUGCAAAAUGUGGCCCGUCAGCCUGACAUUGGGUUGUACGUCGAAUUUAUGGAUUUCCAACAAUUCACAUCCGUGGGGCUUGGCAGGACCGGCCGUAUGAAUCAAGAAAUCCAAAUGGUGACUUCACAAACUAUCCAUCAUGCAUUGAGAUUAUGUCCGAACUUGUUGGAAUUUCUAGCCAGUGAGAAUAUUCAGGAUGAUAUGGAUGUUGGGGUGUUGGAUUGUCUAUUCAAUGGUAUGUGGAAAUUACAAGGGUUGGACUUUUGUGGUGCCAGUAGUGGUGGGUUUGCAAGAGCAUUCCAAGAGCUACAAAUCAGAACUGAAGCUGAUGGUGAUGCUGAAAUGGACGAGUCUACGGGUGAACCAAUGGAUGGAAUUAUUGAAAAUGUAAGUAAUAGAGUUGCCUUACUAAACACAGUUGAUGAAUCAACAGAUCUGUCAAAACCUAAAAGUUCGUUGAAUCAUCUUCUUAAAUUAUCAUUCCAUGAUUGUUCCAAUAUUACCGCAGAUACUUUUGCUAAAUUACUUCCACACUUGACAUCGCUCCGUCGUCUUGAUCUUAACCAUACGUCAGUGACAUCGACUCUAUUGAACACAUACACACCCCCAUUAACCAACCUCACACAUUUAUCACUUUCAAGAUGUUCCAAAUUAACCACUCGUGAUCUCAUUCUCUUCCUUACCCUGCAUCCAGCCCUUACUCUGGGUAGACUUCGUUGGUUGUCACUUCAAACGGAUUCAAAUGUGGUUUCUCCUCUCAGUGACGCGUAUCUUCUCCAUACCCUUCGUCAUUUAAAGGCUCCAAGGCUCCAAUUCCUUAAUUUGGGAGGACUCCCUGUGGCGCAAAAGCAUCUAGUUGAAAUCAAAUCUCGCUUCCCACAUUUAAAUGCCCUUCAUAUUCUGCAUGCGGCGGCCAUAGAACCGCAACAUAUCAAUGAAUACCUUGCCAAUAAUUCAAAUAUCAAGUACAUUGAUAUCACUGGUUGCAAGAGGAUCACAAGAUGGAACAUUACUCAAAUCCUUCAAACAAAUUUCCAUUCCAAUCUCGUUGCAGUGGAGUUUGAUUAUAAACUAUUGAUGGAACUUACAGCCAGUGGAGAGUACGUUAAAAUAACUCAACAACAACAAUCUCUCAUAUCUGACCUUCUGUCAAGCUCAUCUGCUCCACAAAUCUGGAAAUUUUACGAUAACCAGGGGCGUAGAUCAUGGAUUUACAAGGUGGAAACGACCGAUCCAUAUUAUAAAUCUGUAGUCAACUCAACAUCUACAUCCUCUCAUGGUAUCCCAAGACCAGCUUCUGUAUCCAAUCUUACAUACUACGAUCUUGAAACUGGGAAAAAGAUCACGCAAAAGUUCAAGAAACCUGACUUUCUCAAGUAUGCAUCGAGGAAAAUUUCAUGCUCCAUCGGCUACCAUAGAUUACAAGAUGCUAAAAAGAAGCCAUACAUUGACGGGAUUGAAGAAGAAGAGGAACAAGAUGUAUGGCCAGCAGAAUUCUCUCAAAGAGGUAUUUAUAACUACUACUCAUUGAAUGUGAAGUAG